ACAACCACCAUAUUUCCUCGCUCAAUCUCCUACUUUCUAUGAUCUCUAAUUUCUCUUUCUUUCUAUUUUUUAUGAUCUAAAGUUCACUUCAAUCAAAUUAUAAUAUAUCAUACAUAUAUUCUUAAUAAUUAAAUUCCUAGAAAUUUAUGAAUUUUGUUUGUCGUCAUAAAAUGUUUUAUUGGUGAUUAAGAGAAAGUUUACAAUCUCCAUUAAAGGAGGACGAGCAAGCAAAGGAUCGAACGAGCGAAAGAGGAAGCAACAAUGGGUCCUUUCUCUACUCCAAAUGAGACUAGACAAAGAUCUUAUGUAUCUAUUGAAGACAUCUACAAAAGGAAGUUCCAAAGAAACAAAGCAAAAGAUGCAGAGAAAGUAUCAAACACAUCAAUCCAAGACAACAACAAUAACUAUAAGAGUGUCAAGACUAAGUUACCAAUCUUAAAACUCACCCUACUCAUCAUUAUCUCUGCAACAUUCAUUACAAUCUUUAUGCACUCUCCUGCCUUGUGUAGUCAUCCUCACUUCUUCUCAUCACACUCUACUUCCCGGCCUGUUUUGAUGAGAAGGUGGAUAUGGGGAAAUGUUGAUCCUAGGUAUGUAUCGGAUUCACAAAUCAAUUGGGAUGAUAUCUCGAAAGUUCUCGAUAAACUCAAUGAGAAAGAGUACCAUUCAAUUGGCCUAUUAAACUUGGACAAAGAUGAGAUAAAGGUUUGGAACCAGAUGAUUCCUGAAGUUGAACAGACUGUACUGAACCUAGACUAUGCAGAAGAAAACAUUACAUGGGAAUCAUUAUACCCGGAGUGGAUUGAUGAGGAGGAGGAAGAAGAUGUGCCAAUUUGUCCCACAUUGCCAAAACCCGAGCCACCAAGAAAACGUCUUGACUUGAUAGUUGUGAAGCUACCUUGUAGGGUUGAUCAGAGUAAUUGGUCAAGGAAUGUUGCUCGGUUGCACCUGCAGCUUGCAGCAGCACAACUUGCAACAUCAGCUAAAGGGAAUUACCCAGUUCACUUGCUUUUCAUCACCAAAUGCUUCCCAAUACCGAACUUGUUCCCUUGUAAAGAGUUGGUAAAACAUGAAGGAAGUGCUUGGUUAUAUAAGCCAAACUUGAAUGUGUUGAGAGAAAAACUUCAGCUCCCUGUUGGUUCUUGUGAACUUGCCCUGCCUUUAAAAGACAAAGAGAGAUCAUACAUAGGCAAUCUAAGGCGAGAGGCUUAUGCAACGAUCCUACAUUCAGCUCAUGUGUAUGUCUGUGGGGCAAUAGCAGCUGCUCAAAGCAUCCGAAUGGUAGGGUCUACAAGAGACCUAGUGAUCCUAGUUGACGAGUCAAUAAGUGCCUACCAUAGGAGCGGGCUUGAGGCAGCAGGGUGGAAGAUUCGAACCAUCCAAAGAAUAAGAAAUCCAAAAGCUGAAAAAGACGCUUACAAUGAGUGGAACUAUAGUAAGUUUCGGUUAUGGCAACUAACAGACUACGACAAGAUCAUCUUCAUCGAUGCUGAUCUACUCAUCCUAAGAAACAUGGAUUUUCUCUUUAGCAUGCCGGAAAUUUCAGCGACAGGAAACAAUGCCACACUGUUUAACUCGGGAGUCAUGGUCAUUGAACCUUCUAAUUGCACUUUCCAACUUCUUAUGGAUCAUGUAAACGAAAUACAAUCCUAUAACGGAGGAGAUCAAGGAUACCUUAAUGAAAUUUUCACUUGGUGGCAUAGAAUUCCUCGUCAUAUGAACUUUCUCAAACAUUUUUGGAUUGGUGAUGAGGACGAUAAGAAAUUAAUGAAAACUAGGCUAUUUGGGGCCGAGCCCCCUAUACUCUAUGUUUUACACUACCUUGGAAUCAAGCCAUGGUUAUGCCAUAAGGACUAUGACUGUAAUUGGAACACAGAUUUCUUACAAGAGUUCGCGAGUGAUGUAGCUCAUGCAAGGUGGUGGAAAGUGCACGAUGCAAUGCCUCAGAAGCUGCAAGACUUGUGCCUAUUGCGAACGAAACAAAAGGCUCAGAUUGAGUGGGAUAGGAGGCAAGCCGAAGCAGCAAACUACAGCGAUGGACAUUGGAAAAUCCCGGUCAAGGAUAAGAGGAUGAAGAAAUGUAUUGAUAAGUUGUGCAAUUGGAAAAGUAUGUUGAAGCAUUGGGGCGAGACUAAUUGGACUGAUGAUGAGUCUUAUACUCAUACACCACCUCUCAUUACUGUCACUUCUCUUGCUUCCUUACAUUGAAUUAGGUUUUGUUUUUUGGGUGUUCCUCGACUCAGAUUAUGGCUUUGGUUUAGCAAUAACAUAUGUAUUCAAACUACACUAAUUUUUCGAAAAAUUGAUUCUACGUGUUUUCUUGUUAAAUUUCAAGAGAAAUUAUGCAAGUUUAGAUGUUGAACAUAAAGAAUUUUUUUAAAGUCAACCAUUAUAGAAUUUCCUGUCCAUCAAUGAAUGAAUAAAUCUUACGUGGUUCACUA
Messenger RNA from Amaranthus tricolor (Joseph's coat), 2441 nucleotides. RefSeq names its product UDP-glucuronate:xylan alpha-glucuronosyltransferase 1-like. Gene Ontology annotation, biological process: xylan biosynthetic process. The transcript is spliced from 4 exons. The record is from RefSeq and is a predicted model, not a curated record. NCBI's taxonomy places the organism in Eukaryota, Viridiplantae, Streptophyta, Magnoliopsida, Caryophyllales, Amaranthaceae. Bases 262 to 2208 code for a protein of 648 amino acids. Gene Ontology annotation, molecular function: glycosyltransferase activity.